Molecule: messenger RNA, 1620 nt
Organism: Penicillium subrubescens
Lineage: Eukaryota; Fungi; Ascomycota; Eurotiomycetes; Eurotiales; Aspergillaceae
Product: MDR family MFS transporter
Exons: 2
Coding region: 1-1620 (539 amino acids)
Biological process (GO): transmembrane transport
Molecular function (GO): transmembrane transporter activity
Source: RefSeq, a predicted model, not a curated record
AUGGCACACUCUAUACAAGAGGAACACCCUCUUCACGACCAACCUCGCCAAUCAGUGGAAACAACCGAGAAGCCCUCCGAGGUCCAAGAAGAUGAGAGCCAUUUUCCAACAGGAGCCAAAUUGGUGGUGAUUGUGAUUUCGAUUUUGUUCGCUAUGUUUUUGGUUGCACUGGACCGCACGAUUAUCGCGACAGCAGUUCCCCGUAUCGCAAACCAAUUCAAUGCCCUCGACGAUAUCAGCUGGUACGCCAGUGCAUAUCUCUUGACAAGUUGCGCAACCCAAUUAGCCUGGGGCAAAGUCUACACAUUCUACUCGACAAAGACGAUCUUCCUCCUGGCAAUCCUCAUCUUCGAGAUUGGAUCCGCUCUAUGUGGCGGCGCACCCAACUCCAAGGCUUUCAUUGUCGGACGAGCGAUCGCAGGAAUCGGUUCUGCUGGAAUCUUCUCGGGCGCGACAGUUAUCAUCGCACAGAUUGUACCGCUGGCGAAGCGACCCAUCUACGUCGGGCUGAUGGGAUCUACCUUCGGAUUCUCGUCUAUUGUCGGUCCAUUGAUGGGUGGCGCGUUCACAGACAAUGUGACAUGGCGCUGGUGUUUCUACAUUAACCUUCCCAUCGGUGGAUUCACCCUGGCGAUGCUAUUCUUCUUCCUGCGCGUGCCUCACACGGCUCAGCCCUGCGGUUGGAAGCGGCAGAUUCUCCGUCUUGAUCCACUGGGAAGUGUCCUCUUCCUGCCCUCGGUCAUCUGCUUCCUACUUGCCUUGCAGUGGGGUGGCACAGCCUAUGCUUGGAACAGCGGCCGCAUUAUCGCGCUAUUCGUGCUCUCGGGUGUCCUGAUGAUCGCCUUCGUCGGUGUUCAAGCCUGGUUAAAGAAGGACGCCACUGUGCCUCCUCACAUCUUCAACCAGCGCAGUAUCAUCAGUGGAGUCGUCUUUGCCAUGUGUGUCGGUGGUGGUCUUAUUUCCAUGCUGUACACUCUCCCACUCUGGUUCCAGGGCGUACGUGGUACAUCGGCCGUUAAGUCUGGUAUCGACACUAUCCCCAUGGUCCUGGCACUCGUCGUCGGAGCUAUUACCUCUGGUGGUAUCAUUACCGCGACGGGAUACUACGUCCCAUGGAUGUUUGUCGCCACGAUCCUGAUGUCGACUGGCGCGGGUCUCAUGACUACCUUCAAGCUGGACACCAACCACGCCGCUUGGAUCGGAUACCAGGUCUUGUUCGGUAUUGGUAUCGGCACCGGAUUGCAACAGCCCUCUCUGGCAGCGCAGACCAUCCUCCCCAUGGAGGAAGUCGCCAUCGGUGUCUCGCUUAUGUUCUUCGCUCAGUCACUCGGCGGCGCUGUCUUCAUCGCUGUCGCCCAGUCUCUCUUCCAGAACUACCUGAACGCUGAGAUCCCUCUUAUCCAGGGAAUUGAUCCGGCCAAGGUUCUGGCUGCUGGAGCUACAGGUCUCUCCGACGCUGUGCCUGCUGACAAGCUCACCGAUGUCCUGCUGGUGUAUAAUGAUGGUAUUCACCGGUCAUUUAUUGUCAGUGUGGCUGUGUCGGCCUUGAUGAUUCUGCCAGCUUUGACUAUGGAGUGGAAGACAAUUAAGGAGGAUAAUGUUUCUGUCCCUGCUGCUUGA